UUUUCUUAAAACAUGCAGCUUAGGUGCUUAGACCAUUAUACCUUCUAAAGCACGAGACAAGUCUAUUCAUUCAAGGAGGUUUACACUAUUUAUGGAAUAUAAGGUUGAGCCUGGCUGGGCAAUGUUGCUGUAAUGAUUAGGGAAAGUGGUAUGUUUCAGCUCUAGUGGUUCCCAAAGCUUUCGGAUGGGCAAAGACGCUUCGGGAGUCUGGAAUUGAUGGGGUUCCUUUAUUGUUUCUGUGGCCAAAAGCCGCAGAAUGACGACUGUGUUGAUAGCGCAUGCACACGCCAUCCAUCGGAGACGUCAGGGAGGUCUUCAAAGAGCAGGCCGACGCCUGGGGGUCAUCCGCCUGAGGCAGCUGCCAUAACACCGCAAGCAACCGGAGAAGAUGAAGUUCAGACAUCACGUCAAUCCGGUAGACUGGCCAGGCAUCUGCUGGAGCGACAGCCCAGUCGGUCGGCGCGCACUAAGUUGGUACAAAGUUCAUCAUUUGGAGGAACUGUUGGCCAGCGCUGGGUGAACAACCCAGAUGGGUCGUACCAAGAUGCUUCUGGUUCUUUGCAUCAUGCAAGUGCCACGUCGACGGGGCUGCUGUUCCAGGAGGUCAAGCCUCUGCACGAUCCGGUCGCCGCGCCGAAUCCAUCACGGCUGGGGACUUCAUCAUCGGCGUUGGGCGCCUUCGCGACCCCUGCCGCGGCAGGUUCAGGCGGCCCCGGCAGCAGCGCGUUUGUCAGCGCAGGCAGCAGCAGCAUGACGUUCGCACGCAGCGUCAGCCGCCUUAACGCCCUCAACGGCUCGGGUGUGGGCAGCCGCCGCUGCUCCCUCAUGGACGUGGACUUCACCAGAGCCUCCUUGCAUGCAGCCCUGGGCUCCUCCUUCCUCCUGCGCGGCGGCUUUGCAGGCAGCAGCCACAGCACCGGCCCCUGGGUAGAGCCCUGGCUGCUGCACAGCAUCCUCCGCCCCACGCAUGCCCAGCUGCCGACCGCAUCCCAAUCAAUUGCAACCAGCAGUGCAGUGACGGGGGUGGCGGGUUACAUGGGCGCGAAUUUCGCUGCGUCAGCACCCGCAGGGUCGGGUUCAAUUGCUGCAGCCGUGGCUGCGGCCACCGGGGCAGGGACUACAGGGAGGCCGUCCUUGGACCAAGAUGCCCCGCGCUUGUCGUACGGACAGGUUCACGCUCCCGCGGCCCCUCUGUCGUACCCAGUGCAGCUCUUUAACAGAACAGUAUGCGAGCGGGCUGCGGGGCUGGCCACACCGCUAGUUGUCUUGGUGCUGCGGACGGCAGGGACUAGCGGAACCGGUACUGGCAGAAGGUUUGCAGUUGAGGAAAGGAAAAUGGAGGAGGUUUCGGGGCUGGCAGCGGCGGCGGUUGAUGGGUCGGCUGCGAAUGGUCUUUCUACGGAAGGAGCUGGGGCCGGCUGCAGCAGCGGUGCUCAUAUCAGCGGCAACCAUGCAAAGUCCUUCGGGGGCUGUGGCGAGGAGGGCGAUGCUGGCGAAAGGCUGUUCGCCGCUGGCCAUGCUGUAGCAACGAUGCAUCUGGACCUCCCUGUGCCAUCUCAGCGCGCGAGGACGGGCCUGGCGACACCCAGGGCACAGGGCGCGGUUCCCAUUCCCACAACGCAGCAUGCAGCUCAGCACACCGACGCGGAAAGCGAGGCGAAGCGCGCGCAUGCAGCUCUCGCAGCGGCGUUACAGGCUGCGGCAGGCGGGGAGGUUACCCUGUUCCAUGCCUGGCACAACACCGCCGCAAGCGCGCUUAUGACGACACUCUCAUCGCACUCUUCUUCCGGGCCCAGCGGCAGUGGCGUAGCGGGUGACAGGCUAACCGGGGGCGAUGCCUCUGCCAUGUCAGGGGUGCUUCUAAGCCCACCUCAGAACCCAGCAGUUGAUGCCGCUGCAGGCGAAAGCGACACCAGCAACGUACUUUGGGCGGUCCGGGAACUCCUAGAUGCGGAUCCCUGCUUGGCCAUGUUGGUUCGGGACUUGUUACGGCAGGCCGCCGUACGUCCGGACCAUGUACCGCCGCUGACGCAUGCUCUCGUGCCGUCACUGUACGGCACGCUGCUUGGCGGCCGCGAACCCUACGCUACCGCCGCUGCUGCGGCUGCUGCGGCUGCUAGCAGCCGACCUACGGCCAUAUUGGGAGCUGCAGCGCUACAUUCCGCCGUACAUGUCGGCCACUUGCGAAUACACGCAUGCGCUUACCAUGUGACGGCGGCGGGGGUUCCCCUCGUCGUCACGGACCCCUCGGCGGAUGCUGCAUGCAGCUCCUGGCAGCCCGCAAUCAUCCUGGAGUGGCCGCAAGCCCUUCCCCAGCACUUGUCAGCCGCGGGGCUGCCUACCCUUGGCCCCACCCCCUCAUUCACUCUCGGCGGCGGUGGAGCCACAGCACUGGCAGAGCGAGGCCACCCACCGCCGCCUCGGUCCACCAUCAGCAACCCGCAGCUGCGCUGGACCUACCUUGAUGCCGAGGGGAGCUCCUCCGCCAUGUCUGGAGCGGAUGGAACCCCGCACGCGGCGGGCAUGACCCAUGCGGUGCCCCCAGUCCGCUCUUGCAGCGGGAACACCGUCUCGGCAUUGUCUGGGGGCGGCGACGGAGGGGCGCAUGCUGCGCACUCGCCGUUGCGACAUGCCGGGACGCCGCCGCUGUCAUUCGGGUUGGCGGGCACGCCUGCAACACAGGGACAUGGGCUGACGCCGCAGCAUGCCGAAGGUGGGGCUGCUGGAUCGCCGGCAGGGGCCUCUGGUGGGGGCGCUGGUAGUCCCCGUGAAGCGGGGACGGCGGCGCUGGGCGGGGGCGCGAACGGACCCAUGGGUCCGGAGCUUGAGCCGCUUGCCGGGGCAGAGCUGUUGUACGUGAUACAAACCUGGCAGCGGCAUCACCUGCUGCUGGCUUCCGUGCCGUACACCAUAACACUGUUCGAUUGCGGGGGGCGUGUGCUGCAGCAAAACCAGGGCUCAGUCGAUUUCAUGGGCGACAUCACAGCGGAAGCAGCCGAUGCACAAACCGCCGGCGCCGGCGCCGGCGGCGCAGGCACCACCGAGGCGCGCGAAUCCGUCGCCUCCAUGGCCAAGGCGGAAGCGGAGGCAGCCGGCAAGGUCGGCGGCGUCGCAGGUACCGCCGCCGGCAGCUGCGGCGCAACACCGACGGGCAGCCGUACCAGCUUCGGCAGCGCCAGCAACCACAUGUUGAGCGUAGCCGAGGUGGAUGUGUUGUCGGUGUUGUUCUGCAUGUGUCCGGAUUUGCUGGAUGAGAUGCUGGAGGAGAUCAUUUGCGGCAACAUGUGGAGGGGCAUCGUGCAGGUGCCGCGGCUCAUGCGUCCCGUCAUUCGAGCGGCUCAGCGCUGGGGUGCAACCCGUAGCGGCGGUGCUGGUGGUACUGGUAGUGGUGGUGGUGUUACGGCUGGAGCAGCUGGCGGCAAGGGCAGCAGCAGCGGCGGUGCCGCUGCAGCAGCAGCCUCUGCUACCAGGGCCGCCAGCAGGAUGGAUGCUACAGCAGCCACCGUCCCCAGCCCGCCCGCAUCCGCCACCAACGCCCCCGCCUCAUCCCGUGCCUCGCCCUCACCGCCGCCUUCCUCAGUCGCCGCCGGGGUUGCAGUUGGCACCGCAAGCAGUGGUGCAGGAGGCUCCAAGGGCCGCCUGGGCGUAACCCACCCGCACCUGACACGGGCCGCAACCACGCCCCUGAGCGACGACAGCUACCCGCAAGCAAGCUGUGCCGACGCCGGAGCAGCUACCCAUCCGCAUUCCCCGUCAGCUUCAGCCGCCGCCAUCACCGCUGCGCUCCAGCGCCGUGUCAUGCCCGGCCAGCUGGGAGGGUGCGAGCGGCCGGGUUACCCGGUAGCAACGCCCCAAGCAGCGUCAGCCGCCCAUGCUGCCGCCCAGCUCCCGCCACAACCCCGACAGGUGAGCUCCACAUCUCGCCGCCCGCCCAGUCGGUCGUACUCCCUCCGGGGCGCCAUGCAGUCCAGCAGCAGGAGCUUCACGCUGCAGCUGUCCUCAGCUCGCGUCUGGCCGCAUCGCUUGGCGGGGACGGACGGACCGGCUGCUGCUGCUGCGGCGGCGGCGGCGGCGGCGGCGUCUACCGCGCACGGCUCCGCUGGGGGCGGCAGGACCCUUGCACAGCGGUUGCGUCGUGCCAGCUACCUGACAGAUGCUGCGGAGGAGGAGGCCGGCCUCCCAGGGGGCGUCAUGGGGCUCACAGCGCAUCACUACAGCUUUACUGCUGCUGCUUCCGGGAGAGGCUCCCAUGCUGCCAGUAGCUCGCAUGCUGCGUUGCUGCUGCGGCAGCGUCAGCUGCUGCAGCAGCAGUUGCUGGCAGAGGGCGCAAAUCCCACUGAGGCCUUCACACAGCCGGCCAACAACAGCGAUGCGGGAGCUGAUGGCCCUGACGCCGGAGCACUAACCCAGGCGCAGGACGGUACGGAUGUACGACAGGUCGGCCUGACAGGUGGCGUGGGGCCUGGCGCCGCACCUCCCGCGCCCGGUAAGCCCGCGGUGCAGCAUGCUUUUGCGGAGCGAUUCCGCACCGGUCGCAUGGGAAGCUUCGGUGGCGGGGGCGCAGGAGGUGGGUACCCGGGGGCGCCUCGACACGCGCCGCGGCGGAACCGAAGCUCCCUGGCAUGCGUCUCAGGCCCGGAUCCGAUGGAGGAGUCAGACUGGGCGCCCAGCGGUGCCGAGCGGGCUGGGCUGGAAACACAGACGGCGACGGAAGGGGAAACCAGAGCCUUCGAGGCAGCAGCAGGACAGGGCGGACAUCAGGAGCAAGGGCUGCCGAUGAAAGAUGCGGCGAUGGCAUCACGGUCGUCGCCCGCAAAGAGCCUCACGGCGCUGCCUCAACACGCGGACGAUGUGACUCCCUGCUCGCCCUUCGUCGCCAACGGCGCAUGUGACGGGAUCGACAUCCGGGGCCUGCACAGCACCACCGCCGAAAACGCUGACACGGCAGCGACAUGCAACCCGCCGCGCCACAGCAGCACAGCCGGCGGCGACGGCAGCAGUGAACAGGACUUCCGCUACCCCCACAGCGUCCCGCUGAUCCGCCCCACCGUCGUCACCGCCGAAAGCGCCCCUCUGGAUGACCCCUCCUUCCAUAGCCACGCCUCGGCUUGCUACAGCGCCAGCGGCUUUGUCGCUGACCAUGCCGACUGCCGCCGGCAGCAGCACCCCCACCAGCAACACCAGCACCAUAGCGCAGGGGCCCAUGCACGCGGUGGCGUGCGGCGCCAAAAUCACGCCCUCAAACGGCCGCUCAGCCGCAGCUCCACUCGCUCCUACCUCAUGACCGCGCUGCCAACCUCCACGCUAAACGUACUGGGACGUGUGAAUUCCCAGCGCACGUUUGACUCCGAGGAGUCACAAGGAGAGGAUCUGGAUGGCGGCGGGGAGCGGCGGCUGACAGCCGUGGGGCUGCGUGGGGGGCGUGAGGGAGGCAGACACAGCGCGGCUUCUGCGGAGGGGGUUCAGCGCUCUAGUUCGCUGAACGUGGCGGCUGCGGAGCCGCGACUGACGGUGCCUCGGAUCUUUAGCUUCAUGAGGUCAGCCUCGCGACGAAUGAUGAUGCAGCUGCAGAAGGGAGAGGGUGCUGCGACAGCGCCCAGUGCAGGCAUGGGGGAUUCAGUCGUCGGUCGUCGUCAUGCAAGUGCGGACAACUUUGCCACGGAUGCUCGACGUUGCGGCGUCUCAGUCGCCGCGAUGAAACAUGGAGACAGACCAACAACGUCCCCGGGCCUAACGGAGUCGUCUCAUGCAUGCGAGGAGGGCGCGGCCGUUCGGCUGGAUGCCGGCAUUUGCUCGGGACUAGCCGCAAUGGACGUCGCCGCUGUGGCUGCUGAUGACGCAAUAACCGCCGCCGGCGCCGCCACUCGUGUCGGUUCGACUUCGGACGGAUCCGCGAUGGCGAGCACCAUUGCACGCAGCCCGCCGCCGCAGCCUGCGUCCGGCUGCUGCUUGGACGCCGCUGCUGUGGAUGACUCAUCAGCAGCCGCGGCAACGCCCGAGACGACGUACCUGUCUGCAACACUGCCGCAGAUCAACCGCUUGCGUGGGGGCGGCGACGGCGAGGGGCGCCACGUGUCGCCGAGGAACAUGUCGCCUGUGGAUAUGGCACGCAGGGUGGGGUUAGCAUGGCAUGAGGUGGCAGCGACGAGCUUCACGGACCCCGUCACGGGCACACGAGUGGUUGCCUUGGUGCAGAACGACGUGAGUGAGAAGGUGGAGACGGAGAUGCAGCUCACGGAGCUGAUGGAGGUGGAGCACCGAUUGCUGGAGCAGAUCUUUCCCCGCCACGUCCUGGAGUACAUCGCCAUGCAAAACAUCAGCGCCGGCCAGCCCGGCGGCGCCGCCGGCAGCAGCUCGGCGCCUGGCAGCCGCAAGCAGCGCCGCAAAUCGCAGUUCGAUCUGCUCAAGAGCCAGGAUUGCAGCCAGCUGGCGCACCACCACGAGCAGAUCACGGUGCUGUUCUGCGAUGUCAAGGGCUUCACGGCCAUGUGUUCCUCCGUGGAGCCGGCCGUGGUGAUGUCCUUCCUCAACAUGCUCUACACGCAGUUCGACUCGCUGCUGCACCUGCAUGACGUGUACAAGGUGGAGACCAUUGGUGACUGCUACAUGGUGGCGGGCGGGCUGGUGCGCCGCGGCCCGGACGGCGUGGCGGCGCUGCUGGAGCCCGGGGAGGUGGACUCGCAGCAUGCGCGCAAGGUGGUGCGGUUCGCAAAGGCGCUGCUGGAGGCGGUUCGCGAGAUGUGCAUGCCCAACGGACAGUCGCUGCAGGUGCGCGUGGGCAUCCACAGCGGCCCCGCCAUGAGCGGCGUGGUGGGCACCAAGAUGCCGCGCUUCUGCCUGUUCGGUGACACCAUCAACACCGCCAGCCGCUGCGAAUCCACCUGCCCGCCGCUGGCCAUCCAUGCCACCACGGCGGUCAGAGAUCUGGUUCCGGAGGAGCCCUGGGUGGCUACAGGAGGCGUCAUGGCCAAGGGCAAGGGCAUCAUGAGGACCUUCCUCCUAGGCGGCAACUGCGGCGCCGUCAACCCCGCCUCUCCUCCUCCUCCUCUUCCCGCUGCUGCUGGCGCUACUGCUGCUCCCGCCGCUGCUGCUACCACUCCCUCCUCGCCCAACCUGCCAUCUCCCAGGGACGUCACCGUAAGCGACCUCUGCCCCUCACCCGGACCCCCCGGGCACUCCGGACAUCAUGGAACUCCGGGAUCGUCGGGAAUCGCAUCUGUGGUGGCAAGCGGCAGAAUGGCGCUGAAGCGACUGGGAUCGGGCUUGCGUCGUAGUAACAAGUCGCUCGCAGCCGCCGCAGCAGCCAUCGGUGGCGGAGGCGGAGGCGGUGGCUCCGACGCCUCACAUGCUGCAGGCGUCGGUAAUCCGAAUGCCUCGGCUUCCUCGGCUGAGGUCGCACCAGCCGCUAGCAGCAGCCUAGUGGCUGCUACCACCAACAGCGCGGCAGGCACAACAGCAAGCACCGGCGUUGCUGGGGGUGCGGUUGUGACCCAUGGGUCACCGUCUGGAGCGGUACGCCAUGCGGCUGUUUCCGCUCCUGGCGUUGCCAUGGUUGCGGGGUCGUUGAUGUCGCCUGCAGGCGUGGUGGCUGCGGCGCCAGCAGCAGCAGUGGUGCGGGUUCCCUCUGCUCGCCUCCUCCCAACAGGAGGCGACGCAUUGGGCGUCGCUGCGACACCUGUUGUACUGCCGUACGUGCAGGGCGGGGAGCUACACCGCCAAGUGACCCAUGGGCCGGUGGAGGCAUUGCCCGUUGACGGCGCCGCUGCCACCACCGCCGCAGGGGCGGAAAACCACACAGCAGCAGUUGGGGUAUCGGAGGCUUUGCCAGUCAUCGUGCAUGCAACCCUAGCGAUGGCCGAGGCGUCGCCAGUGGCGGCGGGCAAUGACGGUGGAAAUCCGUACGGCGGUGCCUCAGCAGUUACGGACGCCGAGGGGCCCGUCAUGUUCUCCUCUAGUGCGAUGCUACCUGGCUCGGGACCGCUGUUUGAGGACGCGGCGCAGCGUAUUCCAUCGCAGGCGGCUUACCAAUAUGAGUUGGAAAGCGGGCCACAUGAUCUGGGCUGACAAGGCUAACAUUGUGACCUGGAGGCAGGGCUUUGUGCGGUCGGGGCGACAGGGGCCGAGGAUGGAAGGCCGAGGAAGUCCCAUGCUGGUCUGUUUGCGGCUGCGGCGUUGUGUUCGGGCGUUGAAACAUGCUUAUCUGUGUGAAGCCAACCACAACAAAAACGGCAACAGCUUGAAAAGGGAUGCUGUGUCUUCGUCGCUGUAUUUUGCCGGGUAGAUGCAUUGGGACCUUUGAGUAUCCUUCACCGGUUACCAGAUCUUCAAGCGCGCCUUCUAAGCAGGGGUUUGGGGGCAUGAGCAUGGGAGGCCCAGCUUGGGGCUUGGGGCGCGCGUGUGAAUGAAACAUGCAUGAAUUUUUAUGUGUACGGGCAGUAUGGUUGGCGGGAUGAAGCUCCACAAGAGCUAAUACCAAGGGGGAGAGGGUGGGUAUCCACGAGUUGCAGUGCUGCUGGGGGCUCGAUACUUUGAUGCUGCGCUAGAUUGGUGUGGCAGUGUGCUUGCGUUAUAGCAGGAUUGGCGGCUGGGCUUCCUUAUCUCUCAGGAUGUUCGCAAUCACUUGUUGGGAAGUAUGGCUUUUUGUCGUUCUGCACUUACUUAUGGGACCGGAUUGCCGAACUUUGCAACGCACGUGCUCUUUUCGGACGGAACUGGCUUUGCAUUUUGCGCCUUGUUUUGCGGUGCGCUGUGCACGAUACCCUUGAGAAAGGGUGGAACCGUAAUCGGCUACGUUGCUCGGUGGGUAUUGCUGACACGCAUGUACGGCACACCACCUAGUUGUCAAGGAGUGGCGCUUUUCCAUUGCUUUUUCCAAUUCUUAACGGCAAACAACACGGGGUUUGGGAAAAUCCGGUUCAUGCUACUAUAAGCCGUCGGUUGGUCUGUGUGGUGGCGCCGAAACCGCGAAUGCUUUUUCGUUGCCGCUUACUAAAAUCGAAUGUGCUGGUUGGGAGGGGUGCUUGCGAUACCCGAGAGCGCUGAUGUGGGGCCUUUUGGAGUGUACAAGAGCGGCCGUAUCGAGCAGGUGUCACCUUUUGCUAGGAUGGCAAUCUACAAUGUGUGACGGCUACAGUGCUUUAAGAGGGAAGGCGGGCGAGUCUUUAUAUUCUAUCACCCUGACGAUUGGGCUGGAUACUCAUGACAAUACGAACCUUGGAGCUAUCUGGGUUCGUGCGCUCGCGCGAAGUCUUGCCUUGUUGCAUAUCCAGGAGUGAGGCGGAAGACCUGUCAUCACACCGCGAGCCGAAACCCACCGUUGAAAGCAUGUGUGGCGGUUGGGUUUUACGCUCCGUGCAUGUUGGCGCCUGCGGAGAGUUGGCGUGGCAUGUGGUUCCACAGCUCCUUAGCCUGCGGCGUUUUGACUAACGAAUUUGCAUGCAUGUGUUAAUGAGAGGUGGUGAUGAGAGGGGCGGGUUGAACGCUGGAAGGGCAGGUCGUCGUGCCAGUUGUUGCGACGUGUGCAGGAGUUUGGCCUUUCCAGUUGCAUAGAAGCCCUUUGUACGCCGGUGUGGAAGCGCCAUUGGCUGGAUUAGCACUGCUGAGAGAGCACGAGUGGAGGCCUGGUUACUUCACAACCAUAAUCACAGCUGGACUGUUCCCU
Astrephomene gubernaculifera is the source of this 9661-nucleotide messenger RNA. The record is from the annotation of a GenBank genome assembly. Lineage: Eukaryota; Viridiplantae; Chlorophyta; Chlorophyceae; Chlamydomonadales; Astrephomenaceae.